Penicillium riverlandense is the source of this 1752-nucleotide messenger RNA. RefSeq lists its product as uncharacterized. Lineage: Eukaryota; Fungi; Ascomycota; Eurotiomycetes; Eurotiales; Aspergillaceae. Gene Ontology annotation, molecular function: xanthine transmembrane transporter activity. Bases 1 to 1752 code for a protein of 583 amino acids. The transcript is spliced from 4 exons. The record is from RefSeq and is a predicted model, not a curated record. Gene Ontology annotation, cellular component: fungal-type vacuole; membrane. Gene Ontology annotation, biological process: xanthine transport; transmembrane transport.
AUGGAUACCGAUCGGACUUCGCCGGAGAAACAGCAAACGUCCCUCUCAAAUCUCGAGUCUUUUGAUACUGGAGACAGAAGAUCAGAGGUGAUCGAGGUCGCGCCAAUCGCCGAAUCCCGAUGGCAAUAUCUCCGCCGCCACUUCACCAGCUGGGAAGGUUGGAUUGGAAAUUAUGAUUAUCUGUAUCUGAUCACCCCGAACAUAUGGCCACUCAACAAGCGAUACAAGGAUUUUGAAACCCCAUUCUACGGACUCAAUGACGAAGUGCCUAUUUUUUUAACGAUAAUCCUCGGCCUGCAACAUGCACUGACUAUGAUCGGAUCUGUUGUCUCACCACCUUUGGCUAUUGCAAGCGGCGCCUUCUACCUCGACGCAGAACUAUCACAAUACCUUGUCUCGGCGGCCUUCAUAACCACCGGGAUUGCCACGGCGCUGCAGGUGACCCGAGUACAUUUGACAAAAACGCCAUUCUACAUUGGAACAGGGCUUUUGUCCGUUGUUGGGCCGACAUUUGAUGUGCUAGCCAUUGCAUUCAGCUACAGUGAGAUGCGCUACGCGAAGGGGACGUGCCCUACCUCGUCGGAUGGGUCUAAACUUCCGUGCCCCGAAGCUUGGGGUGCAAUGCUCGGCACAAUGUUAUGCACAGUCUGGAUUCAGAUCCUGAUAUCUUUUGUACCACCUAAGGUACUGAAUCGGAUUUUUCCGAAGGUCGUCACAGGGACUCUUCUGCUGCUUGUGGGGGUCUACUUGAUACACAGCGGUAUGGAAAACUGGGGAGGAAGCUCGAACUGCGAUGGCGGGUCAGGUUAUUAUGCUCUCUGUCCCGACAUCGCAGCCCCUAAGCCACUACCUUGGGGCGACCCAAAACUUAUUGGCUUGGGAUUCAGCGUGUUCGUAACCAUUAUUUUUGUGGAACUCUUUGGAUCUCCCCUCAUGCGAUCUGCAUCGGUCAUAUUUGGUCUAGCCAUGGGAUGUAUCAUCUCGGGGGCGACAGGAUACUGGUCUCGCGACAACAUCGACGCAGCUCCAGCGGUAACAUUCCUUUGGGUUGAAACCUUCAAACUAUCGGUGGAUGGAGCGCUUGUACUCCCGCUGCUGAUUAUGUUUAUCUGUGAGGGUGUCAGUUGUAUGCCAGACAUUCUGGCCACUUCAGAAAUAUCUGGAGUUGACAUUGAUGGAACCGAGUUUAACAGCCGAAUUCAGGGUGGCAUACUGUGUGACGGAAUCGGGAGUCUAAUCAGCGCUUUGGGAACUGGGAUGCCCAUGGUGAGCCAGGCAGGAAACAAUGGUGUGAUCUCACUUACUGGGUGUGCGAGCCGUCGAGCUGGAUGGUGCGCAGCCGCUUUCCUAGUUCUAAUGGGAAUCUUUGGCAAAUUUGGUGCAGUAUUCGGCUCCAUGCCGCCAUCUGUACUCGGUGGCAUGCAGGUAUUUCUAUACAGCACCAUCGCGGUCACCGGUAUCCGGGUAUUGGGUCUGGUGGAGUUUACCAGACGCAACAGAUUUAUUCUGACUGCAGCCUUGGGUAUUGGGUUUGUAGACAUUGUGUCACCCAGCUGGUUCAGCCAGAUUCUGAACUACAGCGGAUCAAAUGUGCGACUCGAGGGGCUCGAGCAGGGCAUCAACCUUAUUGUGGAGACCCCAUUUAUCGUUUCCGCGGUGAUCGGUGUUUUCUUGAACGCAGUUAUCCCAGAGGACGGCACGAAGAAGAGCAAUAGUUCAGUUAACUUUCAAGAGCGCACGCUUCCUUCGUGA